Molecule: messenger RNA, 1740 nt
Organism: Purpureocillium lilacinum
Lineage: Eukaryota; Fungi; Ascomycota; Sordariomycetes; Hypocreales; Ophiocordycipitaceae
Biological process (GO): transmembrane transport
Cellular component (GO): plasma membrane
Molecular function (GO): transmembrane transporter activity
Source: RefSeq, a predicted model, not a curated record
AUGGGUAACGGUGACGCAAGGCUCCCAGGGAAUCGCCAUCCCGGCGUUCCUGACCUAGCCGCAUCCACGGAGAAGCGCCCAACCUCGGAUCUGCCCGAAAAGUCGCCAGUCGAGAACGAAAAGCCCCCACAGUCGACAACCCACGAGGGCCUGUUCCAGAAUGCUCCCGGGCAGGACGAAGAAUCUGGCGGCAGGACCAGCGAAGACAGUCUAGCCCCGUCUCAGAGCAAGCAGCCCCAGUACACGCCAGAUGGCAAGCGCAUCAUCACCGAGGAAGAAUGCUACGACGCACUGGGGUACUCGUGGCCGUCAUGGAAGAAGUGGAUGCUUCUGUCGUCCAUCUUCGCGGUGCAAAUGUCCAUGAACUUCAACACCAGCGUCUACCCCAGCGCCGUCGAGCCCCUAAGCGAACACUUUGAAGUGAGCGAGCAGGCCGUCCGAGCAGGGCAGUGCGCCUUUCUCGUUCUGUAUGCCUUUGGGUGUGAGCUGUGGGCGCCGUGGAGCGAGGAGUUUGGACGCUGGCCGAUCCUGCAGUGCUCAUUGUUUCUCGUCAACAUCUGGCAGAUUCUCGCCGCCCUUGCGCCAAACUUUGGAAGCAUCAUUGUCGCGCGGGCCCUCGGUGGAUUGAGCUCCGCUGGCGGCAGUGUGACACUUGGAAUGGUGGCCGACCUCUACCAGCCCGAGGACCAGGACUGGGCAGUGGCCUUUGUUGUCCUGUCAUCCGUUGGCGGCACCUCAAUAGGCCCCAUUGUCGGCGGGCCCAUCAAGAAGUUCCUGCCGUGGUACUGGAACUUUUGGAUCCAGCUCAUUUUUGGCGUUGCUGUCCAGGUCGUGCACUUCUUCAUGCCCGAGAGCCGAGCCACGAUCCUCAUGGACCGAGAGGCCAAGCGGCGCCGCAAGUCUGGCGAAGACCCCAACAUCUACGGCCCGAAUGAGGUCAAAAAUCCGCGCAUCUCGUGGGAGGAGGUUGGCGUGACGUGGAUACGGCCGUUCGAGAUGUUCCUCCGCGAGCCGAUUGUCCUGUCCUGCUCCCUCUUAUCAGGCUUUUCGGACGCCUUGAUCUUCACGUUCCAGGAGGGGUUCACUCCCGUCUUCAAGCAAUGGGGUUUCGGAACACUGGAGCUCGCCUGGGCUUUUAUUCCCAUUAUCAUUGGCUACCUGAUUGCGUACGUCAGCUACUUCCCCUGGAUCAUUAGGGACAGUAGGAUCACCAAGACCAAGGGCCCCGACUACUUGCCGCCAGAGCACAGGCUCAAGUGGCUGCUCUACCUUGCGCCCCUGGAGACCAUUGGCCUGUUUGGCUUUGCUUGGACGUCGCUCGGCCCUCCACAGGUACACUGGAUCGCCCCCAUGAUAUUCUCUUGCCUCAUCGCCAUCGCCAACUACGGCAUCUACAUGUCGACAAUCAGCUACAUGCUCGCUGCCUACGGGCCAUAUUCAGCCAGCGCGACGGGUGGGAAUGGUUUCGCGCGCGAUCUCUUGGCCGGCAUUGCCGCCCUAUACUCUACUCCUCUUUACACGAACAUUGCGCCAAAUGGCCUCCAUCUCGAAUACGCAAGCACCAUCCUGGCGUGUCUCGCCUUUGUCGUUACCAUGCCCGUCUAUCUCAUCUACUGGAAGGGACCCUGGCUGCGUGAAAAGUCCAAAUUUGCGCAGUCCCUGGCGGCGGACCGAAAGGCCAAGGGGGGCCACCGGGUGGCAGAGGCGACGAAGGAGCAGCUCGAGCCUCACAAUCUGUAG